Molecule: messenger RNA, 549 nt
Organism: Diospyros lotus (date-plum)
Lineage: Eukaryota; Viridiplantae; Streptophyta; Magnoliopsida; Ericales; Ebenaceae
Exons: 2
Coding region: 1-549 (182 amino acids)
Biological process (GO): DNA integration
Molecular function (GO): nucleic acid binding
Source: RefSeq, a predicted model, not a curated record
AUGGAUUAUGUUUCAAAGUGGGUAGAAGCUAAGGUUACCUGGACUGAUGAUGCUAAAAUGGUUAUAGAUUUUGUCAAAUCUCAUAUUUUUGUUAGGUUCGGGACACCGAAGGCUAUAAUUAGUGAUUGCAGGACUCAUUUUUGCAAUAGAGUGGUGGAAGCUUUAUUAAAGAAAUACAAUGUUACCCACUGCAUCUUUAUUGCUUACCACCUGCAAACAAGUGGACAAGCUGAGGUAUCCAAUAGAGAGAUCAAAUCCAUACUCAAGAAGAUUGUCAACCCAAAUUGGAAGGAUUGGAGUAUAAGGCUUGAUGAUGCACUUUGGGCUUAUAGAACAACCUAUAAAACUCCUAUAAGUAAGUUGCGUUCUCGUUGGAUAAGACCUUUUGUUGUUACUUAUGUCUUUCCUCAUGGUGCAGUGGAGAUAAGGAGCCUCAAGAUAAAUACGGUGUUUAAGGUGAAUGGCCAUCAACUUAAGCACUAUUAUGAGUCAUUACAGGUUGAGGACGUGGAGGUGGUGGUAUUGACUGAUCCAGUUUACAUGGAUUAA